This is a messenger RNA of Daktulosphaira vitifoliae (grape phylloxera), 2979 nucleotides long. It is a transcript of the gene Usp16-45, whose product is annotated as ubiquitin carboxyl-terminal hydrolase 16. Gene Ontology annotation, biological process: protein deubiquitination. Gene Ontology annotation, molecular function: cysteine-type deubiquitinase activity; zinc ion binding. NCBI's taxonomy places the organism in Eukaryota, Metazoa, Arthropoda, Insecta, Hemiptera, Phylloxeridae. The coding region runs from base 296 to 2896 and encodes 866 amino acids. The transcript is spliced from 15 exons. The record is from RefSeq and is a predicted model, not a curated record.
AUGCAUUGUGUGUGGAAUAGAAUUCUUAUUUGUCAGUUGUCCCUUUUUAUAUAAGAAAUAGUGAUAUCUACUACAUAUUUCAGAAGGUAUUCCGCAUCCCCAUAAUCAUUCUUCGUCUAUUUCUUUUGUUCACGAAGACAAUAAGUCUUAUUUUGUGUAAAAUAUCAGUUUAGUAGAUUCGAAUGUAAUUUUAUUACUGAAGUGACGUCAAUAUACCAUAAUAGUUUAUCUACGAAAGUAAAGACGUCCAGUGUUGAGUUUUAUACUACAAAUUUCAUCUUCUAAUUUUAAAGUCAUGGCUAAAGGUAAAAAGAAACGUAAUCGACAAAGUUCUAAUAAACCUGUUCCAGAUUUGAUAAAUGUUAAUGAUUCAUCAGAUUCGAAUGAAUUAAAAAAUAUCAAAGAAAAUAGUAACAGUCUUAAUUAUCCAUGCACUCAUGUGAACAAAGCUAUCAAUUUAAAUACAGUACGUAAACGGUUACAAAAAAUUGCACUAUUAUGUUCUGAUUGUAAAAAUUGUAAAUUGGAAGAACUUCAAAUUUGUGCACAAUGUGGUAUAUUACAAUGUUCUAAUUUUGAAACCAAUCACAUUCGUAAACAUCAAGAUACACCAAGAAGUGACUCGCACUCAAUAGCUAUAAAUAUUGAUACAUUAAAUAUUUUUUGUAGUGAUUGCAAAAAAGAACUUAAACCAGCUAAUUCAAAAAAACUUCAAGGAGUAUUAAAUUUAAUUAGGCUUAUGAAAGAGACACAAGCUGGUAAACAUAAAAUGGAUGAAAUUCAAGUGCAAGGUUGUGCAACAGAGGCAGAUGCUCAAUAUGACAAUAUUUACUCAAUUAGUCCACCAAAAACAUGCAAUGGUUUAUCUAAAUCUGAUGAAGAUGAUGAUGAGGAUGAUGAUGAUAAUGAUGAACUUCUUUUAUCUACCAAAUCUUUUAAAUUACCUAAUACUAUUAUAAAUAAUGUUCGAUCAAAAAGGCCUAGAGGGUUAAAUAAUUUAGGUAAUACGUGUUUCUAUAACUCGGUACUACAAUGCCUUGCUCAAACUCCUUUUCUAAGAAAAGUCUUAAAAGACAUAAGUGAACCAGGAGAAUCUGUUACAUUAAUAUUAGAUGAUGAAAAAUUAAAUUUAGAACUUGAUAAAUGGAGUUCCCUGACAGAAAAUUUGUAUACAACUUUAGUUGAAAUAACAAAUGAAAGAGAAUCUGUAUUUACUCCAAAUGCUCUUUUAGAUUCAUUAAGAAAAAAAUGCAAAAUGUUUAUAGGUUAUAGUCAACAUGAUUCUCAUGAACUUUUGCGUCAUCUUUUAGAUUCUGUGCGUGACGAUGACCUUAAGCGUUAUCAAAGAUCAAUAAUUCAUCAUUAUGGUUUAUCCAUGAGAUCUGAUCCAAGUGAAAUUAAUGAAGAAAAAACUAAAAAGAUCAAAGAGAUGAAUAAAAAGUUACAACAAUUAAUACUUUUACGCCCAGAUCAUGUUUUUAAAGGUCAACUGUUAAGUGUUGUUCAAUGUCAAACAUGUGGUCAUAUGUCAGAAGUUACAGAAAGUUUUCUUGAUUUAAGCUUACCAAUAACAGCAGAUAAAGCUUCACCUCCACCAUUUUCUCAUAAAAAAGACAAUGAAAAUUACAGUCAGUCUAAACAUCAAACUAAAAAAGAUCGUAAAAUUGCUCAUAAGCAAUCAAGAAGAAAGAAUUAUGAACGUAAACAAUUUCAUAAUAAAGUACAGGAUAAUUUAGUUGCUUUCAAUGAUGCUGAUGUUGAAGAUAACAUGGAAAUUGAAACAAAUGAAGUUGAAAUGUCCGAUUGGAAAAAUGAAAAUAAACAUAAUCCAGAAUCGGGUUAUGGCUCUGAGAAACAACCAUCUAAUGUUACUAGCCCUUCUCCAAGCAUAUCUGAACUUACUACUCUUAUGAAUAAUACUCAUACAUUAGGUGAUCCUGAUCGUCAAUUAAAUGCUGAACAAACUUCAGAGUUAGAAAAACCAAUGGAAUUAGAUUCUGGUCUUCAUGGAAGUCCAGUGAACAGUCCAGGCUCACCACAUGGAUCAUCUCUUGAUUCAAUGCGUGCUAAUGUUAGUCCAGAUUAUAUGGAUGUUGGAACUGACAGUGCUAAUGAAAAUCAAGAACGUAAUAAUCCUACACCAAAUGUGAGUGAUAACAAUAGUGAUGAUGGUGAUUUAUUUGAUGAUUCAAAAAGUGAAGAAGAUGAAAAUAAUGAAGAUGGUGGUGAUUUCUCUCGAGAAUGCCCUCAAGCAACUUUGCAACCACGGCCUAAAUGCAAAGAAGGUGAAUGCUCUGUAUUAACAUGUCUUAAUCAAUUUACUGCGUCUGAAAUAAUGACUGGUAAUAAUAAAGUAUCUUGUGAAAAAUGCACUGAACAACAUAAACAAAAAACUAAUGAAGAAAAAACAAUUUAUCGCCAAAGCACUAAACAAAUGUUGAUCAGUUCACCUCCAGCUAUUUUAAUCUUGCAUUUAAAAAGAUUUCAAAUGUGGUAUUCUACUACUAAAAAGUUGGCUAGAGAUGUUUCAUUUCCAUGGGUGUUGGAUAUUGCUCCUUAUUGUUCUGUUAAAUGUCAAGAUAAGCUUAGUCCUGGUCAAAAUCGAAUUUUAUACUCUUUGUAUGGAGUUGUAGAACACAGUGGCUUCUUACAUGGAGGACAUUAUGUUGCUUAUGUUAAAGUGCGAGAUCAAGUAAAGGAUGACAGUUAUCGAAAUUCCUUUUUAGAAGGCUGUAAAUCUCUACCGUCUAAAAUAAUUGAUGGUAAUGAAGAUGUUUCUCAUUUAGCGCCAAAUGGUAAUUGGUAUUAUAUCAGUGAUAGUUCUGUUAGACCUGCAUCACCUAAUGAUGUCCAGAGUUGUCAGGCAUACUUAUUGUUUUAUGAGCGUAUUUUAUAAUUUAAUUGUACAUCAUUGAUAAAAAAAAUUCAGAUUUUCAAUGAUAACAUCGUUUUAUCAAUAAAUUUUAUUUUAUUUGUAUA